AUGGCCAGCCUCCAGCAACUUUUCCAUCUCCACCCGGAUGAUCAGAUUUUGUUCUACGUUGAAGUCCCUCUUUCUUUGUUUCACCGGCUGAGCGUCCGGUCAGACAUGAAGCUCAUGUUAAACGACACUCGGUGUCGAGCAAUAACCUCAGCGGGGGCGCUACCCGAUGACAUCGGCGACACUUUGCCAUACCUGCGGGCGCUCGGUUUGGCCUACAACCAAUUCGAGGGCCCGAUUCCGGCGUCGCUGGAUAAAGCCGUGCUUCUCGAGGAACUCGACAUCAACAGCAAUAAUUUCAGCGGGCAGAUACCGCGAAAUCUGGGAAGCAAACUGCCUAAUUUGAAGCAGCUAUCCCUCGGUAAAAACCAACUCGUGGCAGCCGACCCUGAUGAUUGGGAUUUCAUUGCCUCCAUGGCGAGCUGCAGGCAGCUGGAGGACCUCAACCUCAUCGAGAACCAACUCGCUGGCGAGCUCCCAGACUCCUUUGCCAAUCUCUCCCGGAGGCUCAAUAGUCUCACCCUCGGCAGGAACGGCAUAUCUGGAAACUUUCCGGCCACUAUCAGGAGGUUCACUAACCUGGUGACACUGGGUUUGAACAAGAACCAGUUCACUGGCCCCAUCCCGGACGUCCUUGGUGAGCUCAUCGAAUUGGAAUCAUUGAUCUGGUACGACAACAAGUUUACCGGCACCAUUCCGACGACGCUCGGCAACUUGACUCGGCUCAGUGAGCUCUUCCUCGACGGCAAUUUCUUGACUGGCACGACACCGGCCAAGCUCGGGAAGUGCCAGAAUCUACACAUUUUGGACCUAUCUAACAACCAGCUCACCAGCUCAAUUCCACUUGAGGUUCUAAGCAUCGAAGCAUUGUCUAACUUCGUCGACAUGUCCAACAACUACCUGAUCGGGCCGCUACCGCAGGAGGAACUUCUUCGAAGGGACCAUUCCUCGCUCGCCGACUUGAAGGGCCUCAAAGGCUUGGACCUCUCGCACAAUAACCUGUCCGGUCCAAUUCCAAAGUUCCUAGGAAAUUACCAGGACAUGGAGAAUCUCAACCUUUCCUACAAUUCUUUCUCCGGGGAAAUGCCAAGUCAAGGAUUAUUCCUUAAUUCUAGCGAGUUUGACGUCGAGGGAAAUAGAGGAAUCUGCGGCGGCACCGCGGGUUUGCAUCUGCCUUCUUGCCCAACACACAAAUCCAAGAAUUAUUGGCGGCUCGUGCUCGCAAUAGCACUGCCGGUGUCUACUCUGUUCUUGUGUAUUGCCCUCUUUACUGCGUUCUACGUGGUGGGACGACAGCUGCCGCAGAGUAACGAAACUUCCAUGUUUCGUGGUGAUCAGACAAGUGAUCAAAUAGUCACGUAUGGCUCGGUGUACAGAGACUUCCUCGGCGAUGAGCAAAUCGCGGUCAAGGUGCUUGACCUCGAGCACUGCGGCGCCUUCAAGGCCUUCCUCGCGGAGUGCGAAGCGCUGCGCAAAAUCUGCCAUCCGAACCUCAUCAAGAUCCUCGCCACCUGCGUCAGCAUCGACUCCAUGGGCAACGAAUUCACAGCCAUUCUGUUUGAGUUUAUGCCGAACAGGAGCUUGGAGAACUGGUUACACCCCGAGACGAGGGACAAGAAGUUCCACAGUACCAAGAGGUUGGGGCUAGUGCAGAGGCUCAACGUCGCGAUCGAAGUUGGCGCGGCCUUGAACUAUCUCCACGACCAAUGCGACACGCCGAUUAUCCAUUGCAACUUGAAGCCCAGCAACGUGCUGCUCGACGCCAAUAUGACCGCUCGCGUGGGGGAGUUCGGCAUCGCCAGGUUCCUCACGAGAAGCUCCAGCGUUUACCAAUCUUCUUCCGCCGCCAUUAAAGGUUCCAUCGGCUACAUGGCUCCAGAGUAUGGGAUGGGCGGGCUGGUAUCAACGCAGACAGAUGUAUACAGCUACGGGAUACUACUGCUGGAGUUGUUCACCGGGAGGCGGCCGACGGACGAGGAGUUCAAGGACGGCUUUACACUGCAGAAAUAA
This is a messenger RNA of Zingiber officinale, 2007 nucleotides long. Its product is annotated as putative receptor-like protein kinase At3g47110. Lineage: Eukaryota; Viridiplantae; Streptophyta; Magnoliopsida; Zingiberales; Zingiberaceae. The record is from RefSeq and is a predicted model, not a curated record. The coding region runs from base 1 to 2007 and encodes 668 amino acids. Gene Ontology annotation, molecular function: protein kinase activity; protein binding; ATP binding. Gene Ontology annotation, biological process: protein phosphorylation. The transcript is spliced from 7 exons.